Messenger RNA from Chara braunii, 2976 nucleotides. NCBI's taxonomy places the organism in Eukaryota, Viridiplantae, Streptophyta, Charophyceae, Charales, Characeae. The record is from the annotation of a GenBank genome assembly.
GCAUGAAAAAAAUCCGAGCAAUAUCCCCAAGGUCGAUACCUUCCAUUUUUGUGGGGAGAGAGUUUCAGAAUGGCUGGAGAACAAGCUCUGGUCGGGCGGUCAGAUGUUGUAAAAUUUCAUCGCAUUCUCCAUUACGUUCUCCACAGCUACCACCAAGAAGUGAAGAAAGUUAUAGAUGCAGCCCAAGGUAGUUGGGAAAGAUUCAAGGAGGGAAUGCAGAGGAAGUACCGCCUGGGAGAUGGACUGUUGACCACUGCGGACCUCGAGGCAAUGAACAAAGAGGAUUUUAGGACGAUAGGGGCUUUUGUUCAAGAAUUUAAGAAGAGGGCGCGGAAGGUCCAUGGGAUUUCGGAGGAAGCACAGUGCGCCAUCUUCCUCGGACUACUCACGACAUCGGAGGCCGUCGAGUUGACGAGGCAUGGAGGAGGUAGCACCAUGCUCACCUGGGCCACUAUUGACAGAGGGGUGGAAGUUGGAUGUUUGGACCAGGUGGAACAACGUCAGGUACGCCUGCAAAGGCAGAAGAGAAAGGAAAGAGAUGCGACCGCUUCUAGGACCCCGGGGGUAACAAGGAUUGUUACAAACGUAUUGGCACAGCUGGGGUAUGCGACGGAGCCGGUGGUGCAAAGGAGGGUAGUAACAGCUGUCCAAGUGAAAGGAACGGAGCCGGUGAUAGAGGAGGUUGUGCAGGAGGAGCUCUGGGAAGAGGAGGAGCCGGUGCCGCAACGCGUGACGAAGGCCCAGCGCAAAGUACGUAAUUUGGCGCAGGGCGGACAGGGAUCAGGGAAGGCGCAGGCGCCUCAGGUGGUGGUGGCGGCUCCUCCAAGUGUGGCGGCGCCCUCAUUAUGGCAGGAAAAGGAAGAACCACCGAUUGGGGUAGAGGAAGUGGGGAGCGACGAGGAAAUAACUCAAGGGCCACGAGGAGGAAGCAAGAGGGAAGAACCCAUAAUCAUCGAAUCGGAUGACGAGGACGAGGAAAGAAGGAUGGAGUCUCCGUCCGUCUUAUUAGGGAAGAUGGAGGAUUUGUUGGACAAGGUGGGAAGGUACCAACAGAAGUUGGAGGCCCUUUGUGAGGAGGUGAGGGAAUGGAAGUCUAGCAUCCCUAAGGCGUUCCUGUACGACUCCAGCCCGGAGUCAGUGCCUGGGCGACCCGGAGUAAAUGUGGUAGGGUCAAGCCCACAGUCGGGGGUGAUGGGGAGACCCCUCACCCUGCAGGCCCGGCUAGCACAAGCAGCGCGAACGAGGAAUCAAGCCAAGGUCAGUGCCAGCCAAGAGCCUCCGAGGAGGGAGCCCGAACCGGGAAAAAGGAAAGAGGCCGUGGAAGUGGAGGAGGAUGAUGAUGAAGAGGAAGAAGACGAGAGGCUGCGCCGAGAAGAGGAUCAGAGAGCGGAGCAGCGGGCAAGGAAAAAGGGGACCAGGGAAGAGGCCGAGCCGGUCAUACGUGACGGACCACCCAAAAGGAAGAAGUACGCGGUUCGAUUGGAAGAGGGAUUUGACGUAGAGAAAGUGACCGACCGGCUGCUGGAAGGGCAUAAUGACCUCAUGACCCUGAAGGAAAUACUAACGUCAGCCCCGCGACUCCGCGAUGAAUUGAAAGGGAGGUUGUCGCGGCGCUUGGUGCCCAACGUCCAUUUGGGUACGAUCCUGCCCAAGGAGGCAGAGUGGGCGGAGUCGGGCACGAAAAUGGAUUGGAAGUGCGUGGCCUGCGGCACGGUGGACUUAGUGGUGAAAGGCUCCAAGUGCGCAGCGAUGGUGGAUACCGGGGCGGAAAUGAACAUCAUCCGGGAGGCGGAUUCUAUCAGAUUCGGGCUAGACAUAGACCGAUCUGACUGCGGUAUUUUGCACGGCGCCAACUGCAAGGCCGUGUUUUGUGGGACAACCUCGAAUGUACUCAUCAAGGUUGGAAAGAUGAAGGCCCGAGCUUGCUUCUUCAUCAUGCCGGACGUGGACCAUGGGAUCCUCCUAGGGAGGUCAUUUUUGAGUAGGACAGAAACCGUGAUGUUCAACAAGCAUGACGGUACUCUGAUCCUCCUCCUAUGUGACCAUGCCUGCAAGAAUUACGAGAUAAUUACCUGCAGGAAUACAGGACCGAGGAGUAUAAGGAACCGGCCCAACCCGGGAUCCUUCACGAUCGAAGAAUCGGAAGGCAAGCGCCGAAGACUUCGGGCGGAGCCGGAAGGAGAAGAAGAGGUGAAAGCAUUUUCCCUUAGCCUAUCGGACGUCGGAAAGGCCAUGGAUUUAGUGGCCGCACAUGAGAUGGUGGAUCCGGAUGCCAUCCAGGCCUUGAGGGAGCAAGUUCUGGAAUGCCUUGAGGCUGGGAGAUUGGAGCUGGUAUACCGUCUUCCGGGCGGAAGAAGGAACCCCGCGUCCGCGCCGGCGCAAUCUGAGCGGAUAUUGAUGAUGGAGUUGAUGAAGAGGAGGCAUCGCGCCUAUGCGUUCAGUGACGAGGAGCGUGGCAGGCUGGAUGUGGAUAAAAUACCUAUGAUCCGCAUCCACACUGUGCCACACGAGCCUUGGAACAUGAGAGGGGCGCGAUAUCCUAAUCCUGACGAGGAGAAGAAGGUGGUGGAUUACCUCGACGACAAGAAACGUACGCACGUCGCCGAUUAUUCGAGUGGGCCGUAUGCGUCCCCGUGAUUCUGCUUCAUCAAACCUAACGGGACGCUGCGUGGGUGCAAGAUUUGCAGAGGCUGAAUGCAGUAACCGUGCGGGAUGCUGGAGGACUUCCAAAUGCGGAUGCUCUGUCAGAAUCCUGUGUUGGAAGGCCUUUAAUCUCACUUAUAGACCUUUACUCAGGAUAUGAUCAGUUUCCAGUCUACCCGCCGGAUAGGCCAGUGACGGCAAUGCACACGCCGAGAGGACUAAUCCACAUGAACGUGGCCCCACGAGGGUGGACCAACGCGGUAGCAAUGGUCCAACGGACCAUGAUUCGGACUAUGCAGUCAGUUAGCCCUCAAAUCAAACAGUCAUACAUCG